Messenger RNA from Penicillium bovifimosum, 2229 nucleotides. RefSeq names its product rRNA (cytosine-C5-)-methyltransferase NOP2. The coding region runs from base 1 to 2229 and encodes 742 amino acids. NCBI's taxonomy places the organism in Eukaryota, Fungi, Ascomycota, Eurotiomycetes, Eurotiales, Aspergillaceae. Gene Ontology annotation, cellular component: nucleolus. Gene Ontology annotation, biological process: rRNA base methylation; maturation of LSU-rRNA. Gene Ontology annotation, molecular function: RNA binding; rRNA (cytosine-C5-)-methyltransferase activity. The transcript has a single exon. The record is from RefSeq and is a predicted model, not a curated record.
AUGGGUGUCGGUCGCCGUAUGAAGAAGCAGGGGCCCCCGGCCCCACUCGACGAGUCAAAAGUCACCAUGCUCAAGAAACGCAAGGCUGGCGAGCCAGCUGCGGCUCCUGCGAAGCCUGCACCAUCGAAGCGUCGCAGGUCUGACGCCGACGAGGCUGUGUCGAAGAAGGAAGCACCCAAGAAGAAGAAGGUCAAUGUUGCCGCUGAUAAGUCCGAGCCAAAGAAGCAGCAAUCCAUCACGAAGAAGGCGGCGCCUGUGCCGGUACCUAUGUCUGAUGAUGAUGAAGAUAUGGAGGAUGACGAUGAAAUUGAUGACCUCGAUGGGAUCAGUGAAGGCUCAAUCGGGAGUGACGAUCAGAUUGAGGGACUGUCUGAUCUGGAGGAUGAUGAUUCGGUGGUCGACUCCGACGAAGACCGCCCAACUCGCGGCGCCAUGUUCUCUGACGACGAGGAUUCCGAUGCCGAAGAGAGAUUGACAGCCGCAAACAUCGAGGGCUUGUCUCGCAAAUUGGAUGCUGAGCAACAGGAGGAGGAGGAAGCCGCCGAGCAGGAAUUGCAGGAAGCCGCUUUGCAGACCAACAUCGCUGCACCCGACGUGUUCGCCGACCAAAAUCAGCAGGGACUCGCUCCUGAUCUGCAGUUACUGCGCCAGCGCAUCACGGACACGAUUCGAAUUCUGGGUGACCUGAAGACUCUUGGUUUGCCUGGAAAGUCGCGCACCGACUAUAUCGACCUCCUGCUUGACGAUAUCUGCACCUACUACGGUUACACUCGAUUCCUGGCCGAGAAACUGUUCAACCUCUUCACUCCCAUGGAGGCCUUUGCCUUCUUCGAAGCUAACGAGACUCCUCGCCCUGUCGUCAUCCGUACGAAUACUCUGCGAACCAACCGCCGAUCCCUUGCUCAGGCUCUCAUCAACCGUGGUGUCGUUCUCGAGCCCGUUGGCAAAUGGUCCAAGGUUGGCCUGCAGGUUUUCGAGUCUCCUGUCCCCCUCGGUGCUACCCCUGAGUAUCUUGCCGGUCACUACAUUCUCCAGGCCGCUUCUUCUUUCCUUCCCGUUAUGGCUCUCGCUCCCCAGCCCAACGAGCGUGUCCUCGAUAUGGCCUCUGCCCCCGGUGGUAAGACGACGUACAUGUCCGCUCUCAUGCGCAACACUGGAUGUGUCGUUGCAAACGAUGCCAGCAAGCCCCGUGCCAAGGGUUUGAUUGGUAACAUCCAUCGCCUCGGCUGCAAGAACACCAUUGUCACUAACAUGGAUGCCCGCACCGCUUUCCCCAAGGCGAUGGGUGGCUUCGAUCGUGUUCUGCUUGAUGCUCCCUGCACUGGAACGGGUGUCAUCUCCAAGGAUCCCGGUGUGAAGACCUCCAAGAACGAGCGCGACUUCCUCGCCAUUCCUCACAUGCAGCGUCAACUUCUUUUGGCUGCGAUUGACUCCGUUGACCACGCCUCCAAGACUGGCGGAUACGUUGUCUACUCUACUUGCAGUGUGACGGUUGAAGAGAACGAGGCCGUUGUUCAGUAUGUGCUUCGCAAGCGCCCCAAUGUCAAGAUUGUGGACACCGGUCUUGGUGGCUUUGGCAGCCCUGGAUUCCUCAGCUACAUGGGUAAGACUUUCGAUGCCAAGAUGGCGCUCACCCGCCGUUACUUCCCUCAUCGUGAGAACGUCGACGGUUUCUUCGUCUGCAAGCUCAAGAAAACCGCCGUGACCCCUGUGGCCAAGUCCGGGGAUGCCGAACCCCGUGCCAAGGGCCCCAAGAAAGCUCGCAGCAUCUCCUCGGCCGCCUCCACGGACGAUGAUGAGAUUGAUCGCACUCCUAUUGUUGAUGAGAAUGGCCACGCCGCUGAUUUCGAGGGUGGUGCCUUCAGUGCUUUCGAGGAUCCUGAGGACGCCGAGCGCAUUGCUCGCGCUGAGCGUAAUCGUCUGCGUCGCAAGGGUCUCAACCCCAAGGGUGUUCUGAACAAGCCUAAGAAGAGCAAGGCAGAGGUGUCAGAGAAGACAAGCGAAUCAGUGGCACCCAGCCAGGAAGAAGAGACCAAGACCAUUGCCUCAAAAAAGUCCACUAAUGAGCCCAAGGGGGAGAAGAAGACAGUCCCCAAGGAGGAUAAGAAGCUUGUCAGCAGAGUCAAGGAAGACAAGAAGCCGGUGACUGAGGACAAGGAAGAGAAGAAGGUUGCUGUCAAGGGCAAGGGGGAAAAGAAAGAUAAGAAGGCCAAGAAGGCCAGCAAAUGA